Ogataea angusta is the source of this 756-nucleotide messenger RNA. RefSeq lists its product as uncharacterized. NCBI's taxonomy places the organism in Eukaryota, Fungi, Ascomycota, Pichiomycetes, Pichiales, Pichiaceae. Gene Ontology annotation, molecular function: oxidoreductase activity, acting on the CH-OH group of donors, NAD or NADP as acceptor. Bases 1 to 756 code for a protein of 251 amino acids. The transcript has 2 exons. The record is from RefSeq and is a predicted model, not a curated record.
AUGCUGGAUUCUACGAUAUCUCAAUCUGCGCAGCAAACGGUGCAAGUAUCCCCGGCGCGAGCACAUGAACGUUAUAAUAACUGGCGGGUCACACGGUCUGGGGCUGGAAAUUGUGCGCAGACUCUGCGACAGCGCGACUGUUUUCGUUUUGGACCUGGAAAGAUCCGCUCAGCUAGAGCCACUGGCCACGGCGAAAAAUGUGCAUUUUCUCCAGUGCAACGUGGCGGACCCGAAGUCGCUGGAGACCGCACCAGACAGACUCUACAUCUGCAACCGGCAGAGCUACGUGAACUUUUCGACAUCAACUAUUUCGCCAACGUGCAGCUCAUACAGCACGUUCUGAAACACCAUAGACACCCAGACAGACUCCACCUUGUGUGUGUGAGCUCUGUCCUUGGGCUUGUUUCUCCACGCGGUUUGUCUGGCUAUUCUGCCACGAAAGCAGGCCUACAUACAUUUUUCAUGGCUCUCCGGCACGAGGUGCCGGACAGCGUGGUCAUCAGCACGAUUCUACCCGGCCAGCUGACCACACGGAUGUUUGAAGACGUGCGUGUUGACAGAAAUUUCUGGGCUCCUUUGGUAGAUCAUUGCAAGCUGGCGCAACGUAUUGUUGAGCUAAUAGACCGAGGCGAGAACGGAUUCUUUGCAUUUCCGCUGUAUGCCCGGUUCAUUCCAGUUUUGCAGGUGCUCCCGUACUCAUGGUACCGGGCUCUCAAGAAAUACAGUCGUAUGGACGACGUGAUAGAGGAUAAAUAA